AUGCCGAGGCUGGUCCUGUUAGCUGUGGCGGUGGCAUCGCUGCUCGUAGCCCCCGUCGCGACGGCGCCGACGUGCUCGGGAAUUGAAGAGGACACGACGUACGACGACUUCGAUAUCAUGCAAACCAGCCAAAGCUCUAUGGAAGGGUGCUGCGCCGACUGCGACGACACCCCCACAUGCACUGCGUUCACGUGGGAACAGCACAGCACGUCCAUGAAUGGCACGUGCCAUCUCAAGAGCUCGUCGUUGAAACAAUCGUUUCGAGCGGGGUCACGGUCCGCCAAACUAGUAGCUCGGUUGGAGAAGCCUCUGUGCGGGACGGCUGGUGACGCCACCGAUACGCCGGGGAAUGCCGGAGGCCGCGACGUCGGAUCGGACCCCGGCCACAAGGCAGCGCCUGCUGCCCCCCUUGUCUCGACUUCUGCGCCAACCCCCACAUCUGCUUGGACGCCACUCCCAUCUUCAACUCUGACACCCCCUCCUGCACAAACCACAUCUGCUCCUACUCCUGUCGUAGCCCUCCCAAAUUCAACGCUUGCCGCCGCUACGGACACCUUAGAGCCCACGCCUCCCCCUCGUCAAUGCUCAAACAUGUUCUACGAUAUUGACCUCCCCGGCAACAACUUGGUCGUCCUCGAGCGCAACACUGCCGCCCUCUGCUGCGCCACGUGCUCGGUCACAUCGGGGUGCAAGGCGUUCGUGUGGAUGCUUCGAGGCAACAUUGGAACGUGUAUGCUUAAAUCUGCCAAAGGAACCCCGACGCAUUAUCCCGGUGCCAUUGCAUCGUACCCAAUGAAGCCAGCUCCAGUCCCCACACCGUCUGCUUGCCCCGUCGUCGAGUACGACGUCGAUUACCGUGGCAACGACAUCCUGUCGACGUAUCGGUCCGACUUCAGAGAUUGCUGCGGCGACUGCAAAAACACGUUGGGCUGCACGUUGUACGUGUGGAUCCCCGUCGGCGGCGGCAAGUGCACCCUCAAGAACAAAAAGGGGGCUCAAAUUAUUUCUAGUGGCGCUCGCGCGGGCGUGCUACCUCACGACCCCCCGAUCAACCGCACUUCGAACGUCACGUCCGGGCUCUACGCGGCCAAUUCGUUGUCCCCAACAGCAUUCAAUUUCAUUUCAGGUGCGCAGUGGAUCGACAUGACCACCAUGACGGCUGUGAAUGCGCAAGUUGAAGCGUUCGAGGUGGCCAACCGCGCGCGGAACUUCUCGCACGCGUCCGGCCCGGUACACGUUCCACUGCCCGAGUCAGUGCUCAACAUGAAGGUGUACAUCAACGUGACGUCCUCCGGCGAAUGCGCCGCCAUGACGUCCACGCGUCGACAAAACUUCUUCACGUACUGGAACGACCACAUGUAUUGUUAUGUGCACAUGUACACGCGAGCGACGUCGCUGCAAAUGGUCACGGCCGCUGACCAAGCCAUCGUGUUUCCCCAAGAUUCCGAUCCAGCGUACAUCAGCACAGUCUUAACCAACGUCAACACCAACGCUGACUGCGUCAAGGCGUGCAUAUCCAAGCGGAAUUGCGCCGGUGUGACGUAUGCAGGGAAAACUUGCACAUUCUACCGCCCUCGCCCGUCCCAAUACCCUGAUGUUGUCGCGGGGUGGGUAUGA
Messenger RNA from Aphanomyces invadans, 1617 nucleotides. RefSeq lists its product as hypothetical. Bases 1 to 1617 code for a protein of 538 amino acids. Gene Ontology annotation, molecular function: protein binding. Gene Ontology annotation, biological process: proteolysis. The transcript is spliced from 2 exons. The record is from RefSeq and is a predicted model, not a curated record. Lineage: Eukaryota; Oomycota; Saprolegniomycetes; Saprolegniales; Verrucalvaceae. Gene Ontology annotation, cellular component: extracellular region.